This is a messenger RNA of Daktulosphaira vitifoliae (grape phylloxera), 2583 nucleotides long. Its product is annotated as nucleolar transcription factor 1-A-like. The record is from RefSeq and is a predicted model, not a curated record. The transcript has 2 exons. The coding region runs from base 384 to 2108 and encodes 574 amino acids. NCBI's taxonomy places the organism in Eukaryota, Metazoa, Arthropoda, Insecta, Hemiptera, Phylloxeridae.
AAAUCUUAUAACACUUUGCAAGAAUUCGAUUUACGCGGUUUAGGUCAUAACGUUUUUUUCUAACGGAAUUCUCAUGUUGGACACGUUUAUACCAUCAAAUAUUUGUCGAUCAGAUGAAUUUUGAAUACAAUUGUAUAUUGUAUGAACAAUAUCUGUGACUUUUAAAUACAAAUAAGUUUUUUUUAUUCGUAAGAUAUUAACUUGAUCGAUUAUCAUUAUAAUACUUAAAAUAUUGUAAUAUAUCUAAAAACAAGUGUUUUUCAAUAACUUACCCAAUAUAUAUAUAUAUGAUAAAACUUUAUUAUAAAAGGAUUUUAAAUUUUAACAAUCAUAUUUUUGUGUAAUCCAUACCUCUUUCAACCAUAUCAUCUUGUAAGAUUAAAAUGGGUUUAGAACGUAAAAGAAAAUCAAUAGAUGUUCUACAAAGUUCAGAUAAAAAAAAAAAGAAUAUUAAAAAUGACUCAUCAGAAGAAGAUUCGUCAGAUGAUCAACAGUCUGAACAUGAUAAUGGAGUUGUUGAUGAAGAAAUUAAUAAAGAUAUUCCAACUAAUAUUCGGUGGCCAUGUGAUGACAUUCAAAAAUUACUAUCUCAAAUUGAAAUAUUGCUCCCAAAAAAUGAUGGUAGUACAUUUCGUACAAGAUUAUCUAAAAUUGAUUGGGAAAAGGUUAAGUUUGGUAAAUAUGAUAAAGAUGAAUGUCAAACAACAUGGAUGGCUAUCCAAGAUCAAUUAAAAACAUUUAAAACUUUGGGUGAUCUUGUAAAAGAUGCAAAAAAUCUGUUAGCCACUAAAGGUAUUGAUACUAAUCAAUCAAAGCAAAAUCGUAUACAGAAACCCAAAAGUGCUUAUAUGUUGUUUUAUACUGAUUAUUUUCAUAAGUAUAAAAAAAAAAAUCCAGACAUGAAAUUACCUCAGCUGACACAAAUAAUUGCAGAUAAGUAUAAGUGCUUAUCGCCAGAAAAGAAGCAAACAUUUGUUGACAGAGCUAAUAAAUUAAAGACUGAUUAUCAAGUACUAAUGGCUAAAUCAAACAGUGGUUUAAAAUCUAAAGUAGAAUCAACUAAACCAAAAACUCCUUUUCAAGUAUACUUAGAAGCAAAAUAUGAAAAUUUAGAAGCUCCAUUUGAAAAAUCAGAAGUUCUUAAUCAUUAUAAAGAAAAAUGGGAAAAUAUGUCUGAAAAAAAAAAAUCAAAGUGGAUUAAAUUAGCAAAAGACCGUGAAGAUGUAUAUUUAGGCCAUCUUAAGGAAGACCAUAAAGAUGAUCCUGCCUUUACUAUGCCUACUAAAAGCGCACUUACUAAAGGAGAUAGAAAAAUUUUAGAUUCUCUGUCAGGAAUACCAAAAAAACCACCUGUUAACAAUUAUGGUCUUUUUUCCAAAGAGAUGUUACAAAGUGAUUCUUUAGCUGGAAUUCCACCUAAAGAAAAAAUGGCAACUGUUGCUAAAAAAUGGAAAGAAUUUUCAGAAGAAGAAAAACAAAUUUACACUGAUAAAUUAAAAAUUCUUACUGAUCGUUAUCGGACAGAAUUUGAUGCUUACUUAAAAACACUACCAGAAGAAGAACGACAGCUUGAAAUGAAUAAAGCUAAAGUCAAACCUAAGAAAGUUGAACCAAAAAUUGUUCCACGUAUAAAUGCUAGAGAAGGUAUACCUGAAAAACCAAAAAAAACUGCACCAAAAACUGUAUCCAAAUAUAAUUCGAAAACUAAAGUUUUUGAUGGUGAACCACAAGCUAUUCCUUUUAAAAAACCACUUGAUUUAUUCAAAAAUCACUUAAAAAAUAAUCCUAAGUAUAAACCAAAAAAAUCAUUUGAAACCCAAGCAAUAGCUGAAUGGACUGCAUUAUCUGAUCGUAAAAAGUUAGUUUUUGAAAAUGAAUUAAAGGGUCUUAAAAAGGAAUACAUGAAAAAUUUGAAAGAAUUUUUGGGUUCACUUUCUGCAGAUGAUUUAAAGCUUUACCUUAAACUUAGGAAACCUGAAUUGAUUAAUGAUUCUAAAGAAAAGUCUGAUGACAUGUCUAGUGUAUCAGGUUCUUCAAGUUCAUCUGAAGAUGAUGAAGAAGAAGAAAGUGACGCAGAAGAUGAAGUAGAGAACAGUGAAAUUUAUUAGUUUUACUAAAAUUAAAAUAUAACCUUCUUCUAACUGAGUUGUAUUAGUUUUAUCAAUUUUAUUUAACUCUAUUUGACUCAUUUAUUAUAUAAACUUUUUCACUAUUAUUGAGUACCAAUUUUAUUCAUUUGAUGUUUAAAAAAAAAAUUAAUUAAUAUGUUGCUAAAUGUAUUGUAUAACCUUUUUUUUUUCUUUUUCAUUUCAUUUUGUACAUUCUUGGGUAGUUUUGUACUAUAGUAUUUUAUAUUUACUUAUGUUUAAUGGGUUUUUAUGUAUACACUGUUAAAUAUAAUUAAAAAUUAAAACUAAUUAUUUCUUUAUAAUUUAACAUUCAAAAGGGUAAUAAGGAUAUACUAAAACAUGUUUGAAACAGUAAAUUUUAUAUUCUUUGUUAAAUAUUUACAAAGUAGUUUUUAAAACAGUUUUUAUUUACAUACAUAAUUUGUUAACCCAAAUUGUAACAACUAAGUAAGCU